AUGGCGUUUCAAAGCGAUGGCAUCAAUCGUCAAUUUGUUCCUACAGGCAGAUCUAACAUUCUCGAUCUGGCUGUAGUCUCGGACACAUGCAACAUCAUUCGCGUCCGCCCGCACCGCGCUAUCACAACGACCUAUCAGUGGUCAGAAGAUGCAAGACGGAGUCGGAUCUCGUCCGCGCACAUCCCUGUUGUGGACGCUACCGCUUUUGGCUUAUAUGGUGGCUACGCGGUAGUCUCACGAGAAGGGCCUGGCUCUUCUGUUCAACUGUGGAGAGAAGCGCGCCACACGUACGAGAAGGUUGGCGAUCUUGACCUGGCCAUACACCUGGAGACACCUUGCUCAAUACGCUUGCGAUUCCCUACAUGCGUUGGAGUCUCGAAGAACCGACAAUUUGCGCAUGUGCACAGACUCUACAAGUUCACCACCUGGAACGCCCUUACGCGGGAGACCAGGUCGACGCACCGUAUCCCCAAAGCGCUUGAGCGCAUACUGGAUGUAGAUUUUGCUGCAGAAAAGGGCAUCAUUUUCGUUGUGUCCACAAAAGGCAGCUUGGUACUGUCAAAUGAUGCGGAGAUCUUGCUCGAUAUGAUCUGUCACCCUUGGCGAUUUAUCGACAUCGACUUGAGGUCCGCACCUUCUCUUUUGGAUGGCUGCGCUCUGCGAUCUUCUCAAAUCUAUGUGGCGACCGCAUUCAUCGCUGAUCAAUCUCCAGGGAUACGUCACACGCCCGUCACAGUGAGGUGGCGCUCGGCUGAGGAGGCAUGCUUCCAACCGGCAUAUUCAGCCCGCAAGUGAGGCGAGGACUGUGUUGAUACCGCUUGGUUGGAUCAAGCGAGACCGCUGACAGGGGAGUGCUAUGCUAUCAAUCACACUUCCUUCUCUAUGACAGCUCCUUGUUCUCGUAUCUGACGCAAUACCUUGUAAGUCCAAAAAGGUCUUUUCGUGUAUAAAGCUCAAAGGCUGAAGCGGAUCUUGAAAGGGGCCCGCCUCUGGUGACGUGCAAGAGCCUCUUGGCGUCUAUGUAGAUAUUGCAACGGACACGCUUGUUCAGCCGUUCUGCUGGGGCUUGAUGCUACUUCGGCCUUACUCAGAAGUCAGGCCAGAGGGGAAUCAUGAACUCUUGCGCAUUGGAAUACUGCACUACCACAUGCCACCACCAGCAAAGUCAAGCUUUGUGAAUCACAAGUCUAUGAGCAUGUCGGACAGUCGAGUGCUUCAAGCCAUGACACAAAGUCCGGCAAAGCACCACGACCACACACACCUUUUGAUCGUCGAUCUGAAAGCGCAUCGACUAGAUCCAGCUUGGCGACCGGAAAAGCACGUCUUCGAGGACGUCAAGGUGUGGCACUUGGAAAAUUCCAGAGGCGGAGAGGUUGAAGGUGAUGAGUUGGUCGAUACUUGCAUUGACGCGACCACGGUAUACACCAGUCGCAAGCUCUCGCCAGUGCAGUACAUUGACUUUGACUUUGGUGUUGCAGCAAAGAACUGCAAAUAG
This is a messenger RNA of Ceraceosorus bombacis, 1495 nucleotides long. The record is from the annotation of a GenBank genome assembly. NCBI's taxonomy places the organism in Eukaryota, Fungi, Basidiomycota, Exobasidiomycetes, Ceraceosorales, Ceraceosoraceae.